AUGUUGUUCCGCUUGUUUGAUCAAAAGACCAAAGAGCAACAGCAACGACCAAAGAAUGAGGCGCGUAAACGCUGGAGCUUUCCUUUGAAACGACAAAGUUACGCAAAUGGACCCGCUGAGAGGCGUGUCUCGAUGGACCAGGAUUUGGAACAGCAAGAGCCACCACCACCACCGCUGCCUGUUCCAAAGAUCGUGCUACAAACAGCGACUCCGGCCUCUCUCUCUAUGCAUCAUGUUGACUCUAAACAAGAAACCCAAGAGCCAUCCAUAUCGGCUCACACGCUUGCUCUGGAUGAAGCGGCACAGACAGUAGAAAAUGACAUGCCAAACCCACACACCGCUACGCCUUCCGCCGCCAACGGAGUUCAUGCUUCAUCACAGGAUGUAGGUGCAUUGGAGAAUCUUCCAGAUACCAAAGAGUUUUCCAACAGCACUGCUUCAGCUUCCGUUGCUAAUGAGCCUAUUCUCAUGUUUCCUUCUGAGGAACUCGGUUCCACAGGCAUGGCGCCCAAUGGCACGCCGGCAGCCCAAGAAGACGUGCGCACUCUCUGUGCGUUAUUCCAACAGCAUUGUCAGACCUUGUCAUAUCUCAGACAAGUGGUGUUGGGUGAACAGCAGUAUGUCUACUCAGUCAAAUUCAGUAUCAGUGACUUUCAGACAAACGUGCCCUUGCAAGCAUUGAACACAUGGAGCGCGAAUAGUGCUAAAGUCUGCAAAGCACUCGAGAAGACGAAACAAGUGACUUGGCCGCAUGAAGUGCUCGAGAUUUUGACGGACAUCGUCGAAGAAGUUAGCACAUCUUCAGGAACCGACGUCACUGCCUCAACGGGCCAAGAGCUGAAUAUUGUUGAAUGUCUCUGCUCCUUGCUCGAUUCGUUGAGUGAAGUAUAUGCAAAGCUCCUUUUGUGGCUUGACAGAGACUCGCUCAUGAAUCUAACGGGCCAAAGUCGUGUAACUCCCGUGGUCCCAUCAUGCGAGCUGCUUGAUAUUCUGGAGAAAAAUGAUCGGAAACUCAAGAAAUUUAUCAAGUGCGUAGCCAAGGAUUUAUCGUACGUGGCCCGCUGUGUAUGUCAGCACGAGGUGAAUGAAUGGGACAAGAUCCUGUGUGAUCAGAAUCUUGACUGGGAAAACUUGUCAAUUCGAUUGCAAACACUUCCCGAGCAGCAGCAGCAUCAUGCACUGAAAAAACGUGCGGAAAAUGUUCACACGCCCAAUAAGGAGCCCAGUGAACAUGUUGUGCCUAGUCCUUCUGAUGUCCCUACGCCAGAUACAGAAAUCUGCGAACAGCGUCAGGUAACGAGCAUUAAGAGGCGCAAUGUUCUCAGCCGUAUUAUCCGCGGUAAGGAACCAACUCGCCAGUCCUUCCUAAAGGACAUGAACAUAACAGCUAGACAUCCCUGGAACAAGCGCGGCGAACAUUCCCAACUCGAUAGAAUCACAAUCACCGGACCCAUGCUUGGUCGUGUGAGUGUGGACGCUUGA
This is a messenger RNA of Malassezia globosa CBS 7966, 1482 nucleotides long. RefSeq lists its product as uncharacterized. The transcript has a single exon. Bases 1 to 1482 code for a protein of 493 amino acids. NCBI's taxonomy places the organism in Eukaryota, Fungi, Basidiomycota, Malasseziomycetes, Malasseziales, Malasseziaceae. The record is from RefSeq and is a predicted model, not a curated record.